UUCAAACUCAGCGUGCACCGCACUCCACACGAUACUUGCCCACCCUCCUAACCGAGUAACCGUUGACUCGUCUCGAGUACGACUUCUUCUACAACGACUCUCUUCAUCUUCCUUGAAAAAUCCUUCAACACAACCCUUUAAUGGCGGCUUCCUAAUCAAUACCUAAUUUCCCCUUCACUCUCUCUCUCUCAUUUCCUUCCAAAAUGAAUAGCACCGUUCAAGCUGUACUUGCCGCCACUGCUACUUUCUUCUUAAUCUCUGCUCUAUUUGCUUUCAUCUGUCUCGUCUGUAAAUCAUCCAAAGCUCGCUCCCGCAGCCACAACCACCAACCUCUACCCCAACGCCAAACACGCGGCUUGAACGGCCACCGAACCGUACCCAAUUCUCACCUCUCCUCCAUAACAAUUGAUGAAAGCGCCACUUUUGACCCUACUCUGAACCGGAUCUCCAUGGAGGAGCUAAAAAUCGCUACCAAGAAUUUCUCCGCUGAUUUGAUCAUCGGCGAUGGCAGUUUUGGGUUUGUAUACAAAGCCACGCUUUCCGACGGCGUCACCGUGGCCAUCAAGAAGCUCGACCCCGACGCCUUUCAAGGUUUUCGGGAGUUCCGAGCAGAGAUGGAAACCUUAGGUAAGCUCCAACACCCAAAUAUUGUGAGAAUUCUUGGGUACUGCGUGUCCGGUAUCGAACGGGUGUUAAUUUACGAGUUCAUUGAGAAAGGCAACCUGGACCAAUGGUUGCACGACACGUCGCCGGGAAGCGAACAGUUGGGAAAUUUACCGUUGUCUUGGGAGACGAGGAUUAAGGCAGUGAGAGGCAUUGCAAAUGGACUUGCAUAUCUGCAUCAGCUGGACACUCCAAUUAUACAUAGGGAUAUAAAGGCUAGCAAUGUCUUAUUGGACUCGGACUUUGAAGCCCAUAUUGCCGAUUUUGGGCUGGCACGUGCGAUCGACGGGUCACAUUCUCAUGUGUCGACACAGGUGGCCGGAACCAUGGGAUAUAUGCCACCGGAGUACAAAGAGGGAGUGACAGCCGCCACGGCAAAGGCAGAUGUUUAUAGUUUUGGGAUACUGAUGAUCGAAAUUGCCACGGCGGAGAGGCCUAAUUUGCCCAUGGUUUUAGAGGGGAAGGAGAUGGGAUUGAUAGUAUGGGCAAGGAAAAUGUUGGAGCAAAAUAAGCAUAUGGAAAUGUUAGAUUCAAAAAUGGCAAAGGAAGGUUUAAGGGAAGAAAAAGUGGAGGAAUACUUUGGAAUUGCUUCAAUGUGUACAAGGGAAAUAAUGAUGGAUAGGCCAGUGAUGAGUGAGGUUGUUCAUUUGUUGGAUCGGCUCGCCACAUAAGGCUGGAAGAUGUUGCUAUGCUAUUGCUAAUUGCCACCAAGUAAUGUAAAUAGCUAUUUGCAUAAGAAUGUAGGUACAAGGGUAGUUGUCAGAAUUACCGAUUAGCGAGCUCAAAAUUAUGCUUGUUUCUUCAAGAUUAUUGUUUUCAAACAAAUGGUGUCUUGAGUUUAUUAUUCACAUUUCAACAAAGAUUUUUCAGCAUAAUGAGAAGGUGGUCCUAGACCAUUUUAUAAA
Messenger RNA from Manihot esculenta (cassava), 1568 nucleotides. RefSeq names its product putative serine/threonine-protein kinase. The record is from RefSeq and is a predicted model, not a curated record. NCBI's taxonomy places the organism in Eukaryota, Viridiplantae, Streptophyta, Magnoliopsida, Malpighiales, Euphorbiaceae. The transcript has a single exon. Gene Ontology annotation, molecular function: protein kinase activity; ATP binding. Gene Ontology annotation, biological process: protein phosphorylation. The coding region runs from base 204 to 1334 and encodes 376 amino acids.